Messenger RNA from Sebastes umbrosus (honeycomb rockfish), 1936 nucleotides. Its product is annotated as protein MB21D2. The coding region runs from base 160 to 1665 and encodes 501 amino acids. Lineage: Eukaryota; Metazoa; Chordata; Actinopteri; Perciformes; Sebastidae. The record is from RefSeq and is a predicted model, not a curated record. The transcript has 2 exons.
UGCGUUUGUUGUUUCCGGUGGUUGUGUGUUGUGUGUUCGUCGGGUCUCGGCUCGGCUCGGCUCCGCUCGGCUCCGCUCGGCUCGGCUCGGCUCAGACCGGAGAGCAGCAGCAGCAGCAGCAGCAGAGAGGUAGCGGUAGUGAAGCUGUGUGGAGGGAAGAUGGCGGCUCCUGCUCUCUCCAGCGGGAACAGCCCGACCAGCAGCGGGAGGAUCCCUCACAGCGGAGGAGGGGGAGGAGGAGGAGGAGGAGGAGGACCGGAGCUGGACUUCAGGUCGGCGGCCCGCAUGGAGGACCUGAACCGGCUCAUCCAGGAGUUCAGCAAACACGACCAGCGGGAGUACGACGACCAGCGAGCUCUGGAGAUCCACACGGCCAAAGACUUCAUCUUCUCCAUGCUGGGAAUGGUCCAGAAGUUGGACCAGAAGCUGCCGGUGGCCAAUGAGUACCUCCUCCUGUCAGGAGGCGUCCGCGAGGGCGUGGUGGACAUGGACCUGGACGAGCUAAGCGUCUAUGCCCGCGGCACGGACUACGACAUGGACUUCACCCUGCUGGUCCCGGCGCUCAAACUCCACGACCGCAACCAGCCGGUGACCCUGGACAUGAGGCACUCGGCCCUGGGCCACUCCUGGCUCAGCCUCCGCCUCUUCGAUGAGGGAACCAUCAACAAGUGGAAGGACUGCUGCACCAUCGUCGACCACAUCAACGGCACCACCAACUACUUCUUCUCCCCGACGCUCGUGGCCGACUGGUUCUACCAGUCCAUCUCCCUGGUGCUGCUGGAGGUGCAGAAGAAGCCGCAGAGAGGGAUGCCGAGGGUGGAGAAGGUGGAGAGGAACGGCACCAUCAUCUCCGUCAUCCUGGGCGUCGGCAGCAGCCGGAUGCUCUACGACAUCGUCCCCGUGGUGUCCUUCAAGGGCUGGCCGGCCGUCGCUCAGAGCUGGCUGAUGGAGAACCACUUCUGGGACGGGAAGAUCACCGAGGAGGAGGUGAUCAGCGGCUUCUACCUCGUCCCCGCCUGCUCUUACAAAGGCCGCAAGGAGAACGAGUGGCGCCUGUCAUUCGCCCGCAGCGAGGUGCAGCUGAAGAAGUGCAUCUCAACCAGCCUGAUGCAGGCGUACCAGGCCUGUAAAGCCAUCAUCAUCAAGCUGCUGUCUCGGCCCAAAGCCAUCAGCCCUUACCACCUCCGCAGCAUCAUGCUGUGGGCCUGCGACCGCCUCCCCACCAACUACCUGGGCCAGGACGACUUCUCCGCCCACUUCCUGCUGGGCCUGAUCGACGACCUGCAGCACUGCCUCGUCAACAAGAUGUGUCCCAACUACUUCAUCCCGCAGUGCAACAUGCUGGAGCACCUGUCGGACGAGACGGCCGUGCUGCACGCCCGCAAACUCUCCUCGGUGCGCUCCGACCCGGCCGAGCACCUCCGCACCACCAUCGAGCACGCCAAGGCCGCCAACAGGUUGACGGUGGAACUGCAGUGGCGAGGCAGCGCCAACAACCUGCCGUCGCCGCAGUCCGACGCCGGCGGAGAGAAUCAGCCGGACGACCGGCUGGCCAAGAAGCUCCAGCAGCUGGUCACGGAGAACCCCGGGAAGUCCAUCUCAGUCUUCAUCAACCCGGACGACGUCACGCGACCGCACUUCCGCAUUGACGACAAGUUCUUCUGAGACUCUUCCUUCUCCUCCUCCUCCUCGCCUGGUGCCCCGCCUCCUCUGAAACUUUACAUUUUUUUAUGUUUCUCUGCCACAGAGUGAAGUGAGGUGAUCGUCUAGUUGUGUCUGCCACAAGUUUUUUAUUUUUUUAUUUUUAUUUUUCUAUUCCCCGUCCCCUCUCCUCCUCUCUCACUGUGUGCCCUGUGUUUUCUACCUGCUCAAUGCCUUUUAAAUAAUAGACAGCUGAAUAGCAGCAGGUUGUUUUUAAAUCUGAAGGAUGAGGCGG